Magnolia sinica is the source of this 506-nucleotide messenger RNA. RefSeq lists its product as uncharacterized. The coding region runs from base 88 to 354 and encodes 88 amino acids. The record is from RefSeq and is a predicted model, not a curated record. NCBI's taxonomy places the organism in Eukaryota, Viridiplantae, Streptophyta, Magnoliopsida, Magnoliales, Magnoliaceae. The transcript has a single exon.
GCUAUUUAUAUCGAAUGGGAGGAGCAGUUCUUGUGCCCUCUCCUCAGGGUUUUCCAUCCUUCCAUCCGUCCCUCCAUAUCAAUAGACAUGGAGAAGAGCAGAUCCUUUCCCGAAUAUUCAUCUUCUUACACGGGAGGACGAUUUGAUUUUGAUGAGCAGCCGAACUCCUACAGUUUCAAUGGGCCAAUCAACAAGGGGAGCGGUUUUGCAAGCUCCAGCGAUCCUGAGCUCAAAAGGAAGAAGAGGGUUGCUUCAUACAAUGUAUUUUCCGCUGAAGGUAAGCUCAAAUCAUCAGUUCGGAGCAGCUUCAAAUGGAUCAAGACCAAGCUCACCGAAAUCCGCCACGGUGCCUGAAGAACUCCAACUUCCAUCAUCUAUACAUCCUUCUCUUUCACUCAACUCUUUUUUUUUUUUUUUUUUGAAAUUGUUGAGACUUGUAAUAAUACCCUCCUAACCUCACACCCCAUCCCAGAGACAAGAAGCUUUUCUUUCCUUGUUUGGCCUAA